AUGUACAGUCACCUGACUGUGCUUGGCCGGUUAUUCAACCCCUGUCUCUGUCUUGUUCUUGUUCAUCAUGAUCUUAUGAUAAUAUUCGGACGUACUCGCAAUAUUCUGCGAUCCUAUGAUAGGGUAUACAUUUCCCCAGGCUAUCUCCAUUCCCGAAAGCCGGGAUCGUCACUGUCUACUCUUUCCCGCCGGGAAGCAGACAAAUGCAGCAAGGAUACAGAGAGAUCCAAGGGGUCUGGCCCAUCGGGAAUAAAUCCUAAAAGAUUCCAGUACAUGCCGAUAGAGUACGUCGAAGAUCUCGACAGAUAUUGUCCCGGGGGAUACCAUCCUUUACAAGUCGGAGACACUUUAGAUAACGGCCAGUACAAACUGGUCGAUAAGCUCGGAUACGGAGGAUACUCCACCACAUGGUUAGCCCGUGAUCUAAAAAAAAAAGACAGAUAUGUAGCCGUCAAGGUUAUUACCGCUGAUGCUAGUGCUUCCACGUCAGAGGCUAGUCUUAUACAUGCUCUUGGAAAAGCGCCAUCUAAACCAGGAAAAGAGAUCAUUCCUUCCGUCCUCGACCAAUUCUGGGCUAUCAGUCCCAAUGGCAAGCAUAGGUGUAUCGUUACUCCCCCUGCACGCAUGAGCUUGUUUGAUGCCAAGGAGGCUUCCACUUUCCGUCUAUUCCAGCCGAAGGUCGCGCAGUCAAUCAUUGCUCAGCUCAUUCGUGGGGUGGCAUUUCUCCAUAGCGAAGGCGUUGUGCAUGGCGACCUCCACCUGGGCAACAUCUUAGUCUCAUUCACUGAGUCAGUUGAUCAGUAUUCUACAUCAGAACUAUACAAGAGAUAUGGGGAACCCGAGCCCGAGGCCGUUGUUCGUCUCGACAACAAGUCACUAUCAAAACACGUCCCCUCACACGCACUCGCACCCGGCUGGUUCGGCAUUUGCAGCGAUAAUCUCCCUCAGGGAGAGGCAAAGAUCAUACUCAGCGACUUUGGCGAAUCAUACAACCCCCCCACAACCGUUCGAUCCUUCUCGAAUACUCUUCCCUGGAUCCAACCACCUGAAGCCCGCUUCUCAGACGAGCCCCUCUCUUUUGCGUCAGAAGUUUGGACCCUCGCCUGCACCGUCUGGGAGAUCUUUGGUCAACGACCUUUUUGUGACACAUUUUGUUUCACGGCGGAUAGCGUCACUGCGGAGCAAGUCCAAGCUCUUGGGACUUUGCCCGGGGAGUGGUGGGAGAAGUGGACUAGACGAUCGGAGUGGUUCAACGAGGAGGGUGAGUUAGACGUGAAGUAUGGCGCGUGUAGAACCGUCGAUAUGAGGUUUGACUACUGUGUGCAGGAGCCUCGGGCAGAGGCGGGCAUGGAGAUGGUGACUGAGGAAGAGAGGAAGGCGUUUAUGGAUAUGAUACGGUCGAUGCUGGUCUUUCGGCCGAGGGAUAGGGCGACGAUUCAGCAGGUUUUGAAUUCAGAGUGGAUGCGAGGCUGGGGACAACCCGCCUUGAGAGGCGGACUGGAUAGAAGAGAUAUCAAAGCAUCUCUGGAGAAGUAGGAUGAUGCUCCAUCCCGAACCGCG
Aspergillus campestris IBT 28561 is the source of this 1560-nucleotide messenger RNA. Its product is annotated as kinase-like protein. Gene Ontology annotation, biological process: spliceosomal complex assembly; regulation of mRNA processing; protein phosphorylation. The transcript has 3 exons. NCBI's taxonomy places the organism in Eukaryota, Fungi, Ascomycota, Eurotiomycetes, Eurotiales, Aspergillaceae. Bases 1 to 1536 code for a protein of 511 amino acids. Gene Ontology annotation, molecular function: ATP binding; protein kinase activity. The record is from RefSeq and is a predicted model, not a curated record.